AUGGCAUCACAUGAUCGCCGAAGUGGCAGAAAAACAAUCCACAAGUACGACCUUGUCUUUCCGAUGGAAACUUUCGGUAGAGGAGAAAAAAUACCCUUGGAUACUCCUGAGCCUACCGUUACGGUGUUUUCAGACGCCUCAGAGUCGGGGUCAGGCGCGAUUUUGUACGCGGAGGGGCUUUCUAAAAUUAGAACAGCAGCGCCUCUUCCCUCGUCUUUGCGAGGGCAAUCUUCUACGGCAAGGGAAAUGUUCGCUAUCUUAGCUAGCGCAAGAGCCUUGGGUAGGUUCUUGAGUUUUCAACACUGCGUUUGGUACUCGGAUAGUCAGUGCGCAGUACGCAUUCUCAGCAAGGGGAGUCUCAAAAAGGAUUUGCAGAGUCUAGCCCUUCAAAUCUGGGAUCUCUGCGAGGCCCUGCAUGCAACCAUAGAUUUUGUGUGGAUUCCUAGAUCCCUUAACACCGAGGCAGAUUUAGCCUCUAGAUUUAUCGACUUGGACGACUUGGUCCAUUGCAGACCACGUGGUGGCAGAGCUCAGGAGUUCUUGGGGAGAGUUCCAGAUUCGCCUGCGAGGCAGCUAGUAGGCAUCGACGCCUUUUCCGCAGAGUCGUCUCGAUUUUGGAAGUCAGAUUUCUGCUGGUGGGUACCACCUCCUUAUCUUAUACCAAAAACAUUAAGUUGGGCCAGGUUGCAUCGUAGCAAAGGCAUCUUGGGAUUUCCUAUGUGGCCUUCUAACAUGUUCUUCCCCUUACUCAGACAAGGAGAUUCGUGGAUUCAGCAGAUUAGACAGAUCAUUAUUUUUCCAGCGGGCACUCCAGUGUUACAAGGCCCGUCCCCCUCUUUCACCUUCACUUCCCCAAAGUUGAAGUUUGACUUUGCUUUCGCAUUGCUGUCUUUCUGGCCCCCUCCGGGCUUUAAACUUUCCGUUGUACGAGUUGCGUCCACCCUUGGCGUCUCGCUUUGGAGCGGCAUCGGAGACGGCAUGUCUCGCAGCAGAGAGCGGUCUGACGGAGGUGGCUGA
Cooperia oncophora is the source of this 1017-nucleotide messenger RNA. The record is from the annotation of a GenBank genome assembly. NCBI's taxonomy places the organism in Eukaryota, Metazoa, Nematoda, Chromadorea, Rhabditida, Trichostrongylidae.